GUUGUUUUCUCAUUCGAUAGCAACAUUUCAAAACCAUAAGUGGCUUCUCUUGCGUGUAAAAUUUUCAAUCGUUCAAGUCGUGAAUGAUGCAAAUUCUACUAAUAUUCAGUGUGCUUUUCUGUGCAAGUGCUGCAGCACAAGAAGUUUUCGUGAACUGUUCGUACACCUUCCGCAACUCAAGAUACGCAUGCGAUCUAUCCAUCAACAAUCCGGAUGCAUUGAACAACUUUACUGAGGUUGGAGGAACCCAUGCUGAUAGCUGCACAAAUGACGACGUUCUUUCCAUCGGAACGGAAUUUAAUGAUGACAUAAAUAGUGCAAACUUCCCCAGCAUCGUCUGUUAUACAUUCCCCAACAUCGAAGUGGUGAAUAUAAGCGGUGGUGAAUUGACCGUGAUCGACGAGUGGGCAUUCGGUAAAUGUUCACGUAUCAGUUCGCUAACGUUGCACGAUAAGAUCAAUUCAAUUUCGGCGAAUGCCUUCUCAACUUUGGCGAAUUUAACUUUUCUCGAUCUAUCGGACAAUACACUUCGUACACUGCCAGCAAAUGUGUUCGAGAGUCUGGUAAAUCUGCGUGAACUGUAUCUGACCAAUGCCAGCGUCAAUCAAAUCGGUUCAUGGUUUCGUGGCGCUGGUCUAUGGAAUCUCCGAAUUUUGAACUUGAACGACAAUCGAAUCGGUUCGAUUUCAUUUGCCGCAUUCGCUGGACUAGAAAACCUUCAAAUGUUGCAGUUGAAUCAAAAUCAGCUCUCAUCAAUUGCAUACGGCGCAUUCGUGGGACUACCAAAUCUACAGGAACUACAAAUUAGUAACAAUCAAAUCAUUAACAUCCCUGCUGGCAUUUUCGGCAACCUGCAAAAUCUUUUAAGUUUGCUUUUGAAUGGCAAUCACAUUAGUACACUUACUGCUGGAGCAUUCGCUGGUUUGCGAAGUCUUCAACGCCUAGAUUUGCAGGAUAACAAAAUUGAAAAAAUUGCCGUCGGUAGCUUUGACGGUCUGCAAAAUCUUGAAAGUUUGAUUUUAAAGGUAUGUCGAAUCACUGCACUUCCGGUUGGUGUUUUUCGGGGUCUGACAAAUCUGAAUGAGGUAACGUUGUCCAGAAAUGACAUCAGCGAAAUUUCGUUUGGCUCAUUUUACGGAGUAAAUAAUUUACAAGUUUUGUACUUGGACGAAAACCGAAUCGGAACAAUUUCUGAGGGGGCGUUCACUAAUCUUGUAAAUCUUCAGAUGUUAGACCUUACAUCCAAUUCGCUUACUACACUUUCUCCGGGAAUGUUCACCGGCCUGUACAAGCUCAAAAAACUGUACCUGUCCAACAAUUUGAUUGCUCAAAUUUCAGUCGGUGCGUUUGCCGUCCUCUUCGACCUCGAUGUUUUAGAUUUGCUGGGAAACCGAAUCACUGAACUACAAAUUGGUGCGUUCGCCGGGAUGUAUAUUCUACAACAGCUACACUUAUCCUAUAAUCAAAUCUCUGCAAUAUCGUCGGGUAUGUUCGCCGGAUUGUCGAGUCUUCAAAUUUUAACCUUGAACAAUAAUAACAUCUACACAAUGGAACCGAAUUCAUUUGCGAAUCUUGGGCAGUUGAAACGUCUCGAAAUCGACAAUAAUCCGAUCGAAAUACUACGCAACGAUUGCUUUCUUGGCUUGGCUAAUCUGAGCGAAUUGUCAAUCGCUGAUUCGAAUAUCCGUCAAGUCAACCCUAACUCGUUUUCCGGAUUGGAAAAUUUGCAGCGCCUCUACAUGAACAAAAAUAAACUUACGGCUCUUCCGGUUGGAGUUUUUGUGCCAUUGCCAACUGUUAACAUUAUUCAGUUAGCUGACAAUGCGUUGACCACCUUGAGACGGCAUCAAUUUGGUGUAUUAGGAAAUUUGCAAUCUUUGCACCUGGAUCGCAACCGCAUCGAAUCAAUGGACAAGGAAAUUAUUGACGAUGCGACGGAUCUGCAGUCAUUUUAUUUCGUUGCGAAUCAGUGUGCCACUUUUAAUCUGAACGAAAUUCAAUUUAGUCUAGACGGACUCCUAGGCAUGUUGGAGCCAUGUUUUAAGAGUAGGCGUUAAGCAGAAUUGACUAGUCCGCAAGGGAGCCCUUAAUUAUUGAUCAAUUAAACGAGAGAACUUCGGUCAGUUUUUGAAUUUUCAUUAAUGUAACAUCUACGCUACACACAUCAAAAAGCUUCUAUCUUUAGUUGAACGUGUUCGAAAAGCUUUCACUCAAUCAAAAACAACAAAAUAGAAAACUUGAAAUUAAAGCUGAUGAACAGAAGAACA
Messenger RNA from Bradysia coprophila, 2267 nucleotides. RefSeq lists its product as uncharacterized. The record is from RefSeq and is a predicted model, not a curated record. NCBI's taxonomy places the organism in Eukaryota, Metazoa, Arthropoda, Insecta, Diptera, Sciaridae. Gene Ontology annotation, molecular function: protein binding.